UUUCCUGAAACAAUUGCGCCUUGCUGUCAAUGGCUACCUUAAAUUGAUCAGCCUGACUCUCAAUAGUAGGUUUACUGUUUAGUAGGUCUACCAAAAUAGAGGUUUGGACAUGUCUGUCGGUUCAUAAAUAAUGCACUGUUUCCCAUAGAUGCGAAUGAUGUAAUGGUAUAAGUCUGCUGCUGAUUUGGCGAACGUCUCUGACUUGCCGCCCAGUUCCAUGUGCUCAGUCGCCGGUUGCCAAACGAUGAGAGGAUAAUCCUGUUUUGGGGAAGAACCAGAAGAGAGAACAUGGCGGUCCAGACCAACUUGGUCCCUCCCAAAAAGGCCCAGCCCGGCAUGGUGAAAUCCAGUUUGGUCCAGGCCAGCGUGGCCACCAUGCAGAACCCAAUGAGCGUUGACCCAAAGGCCAAUGGUCACUGUCCACUGCCGCGCCUGUCUAUCUCUUCCCGCUCUGCCAGUGUGGUGGCCAGCAUGGACGCCAGCUGUGACGGCACCUAUCUCCACUCAGUGAUGAAGUGGAAGACGGUGCUGGCGGUGUUCGUUGUGGUCGUUCUCUACCUGGUCUGUGGAGGUCUGGCAUUCCAGGCACUGGAGCAGCCAUUCGAGAGCAACCAGAAGACCAGUAUCACUCUAGAGAAGGCCUCGUUUCUGGAGAGACAUCCCUGCGUUACCCCUGAUGAGCUGGAGGUUCUCAUCAAGCAUGCCAUAGAUGCAGUGAGUGCAGGAGUGAGUCCUGUAGGAGUCACAUCCUACAACUCCAGCUACUGGGACCUCGGCAGUGCCUUCUUCUUCGCGGGAACUGUCAUUACAACCAUUGGUUAUGGAAACAUAGCUCCAAGCACGGUAGGCGGGAAAAUCUUUUGCAUCCUUUAUGCCAUAUUUGGCAUCCCUCUCUUUGGCUUCUUGUUGGCGGGCAUUGGAGACCAGCUGGGAACCAUCUUUGUGAAAAGCAUCUUGAAAGUUGAGAAGAUAUUCAGGCAAAAACACAGACAGAUCAGCCAGACUAAGAUCAGAGUGACAUCCACCAUCCUGUUCAUCCUGGCUGGAUGCAUUGUUUUUGUCACCAUUCCUGCCAUCAUCUUCAAACACAUUGAGGGCUGGACCACACUGGAGUCCAUCUACUUUGUUGUGAUCACACUUACCACAGUGGGAAUAGGAGACUAUGUGGCAGGUGGAAACCGUAGGAUUGAGUAUAUGAAGUGGUACAAGCCUCUGGUGUGGUUUUGGAUCUUGGUGGGUUUGGCCUACUUUGCUGCAGUCCUGAGCAUGAUUGGAGACUGGCUUCGAGUCCUGUCCAAAAAGACCAAAGAGGAGGUUGGGGAGAUUAAAGCUCAUGCAGCUGAAUGGAAGGCAAAUGUGCGAGCAGAGUUCCGUGAAACACGACGACGCCUGAGUGUUGAGAUCCAUGACAAGCUCCAACGAGCCGCCACCAUCCGCAGCAUGGAGCGCCGUCAGCUCGGCUUGGAGCAGCGAGCGCACUCCUUGGACAUGCUGUCUCCAGAGAAGCGGGCUUUGUUUGCCAGCCUGGAUGCUGGCCGUUUCAAGACUUCUUCCCAGGAGAGCAUUGACACCAAGCUUAACAACCUGAGACUGAAGGGGGCCUGUGAGCCAUACGACCAUCAGGGGAUUGAGCAACAACCACAGACUGCAUCUUCUUCGGAGGAGAAUCUCUUCCACCUGCGCUUUGGAUCCCUCACCAAGCUUGCUAGACGCAACAAAAGCCGUGAGCUGCGGAGGAACAUCACUGACGAUAUGCGACGAGCGAGUGUGUGCAUAAAUAACGGCAGUGCCAUGCUUGGUGAGGAGAGGACAGAAGAAGAAGACAAUGGGGAGCCAGAUGAGGAAAUCGAGGAACGAAAAGAGGGAAACAUUAGUCUAACAAAUCUGUCUCAGUAUGCAAAGGACCGCACCAAACUAAAUGGCUUUACUUCCGAACAGGCCAAAGAUGGAGAGAAUGACUAAGUUCUGAAAGGGAGAACACUUGGAGACAUAAAGAGAAACAGAGGGAAAGAUACAGACACGGAGAUGCAGAGCAUGAGUGCAUGGUCCCUUGACAUGUCAAGAAAUGUGCCUUUCUGUUUCCCAUGUGAGGAUUGGAACUGCUCUCAGGAAAUUAAGUCAUUGUGCCAUAGCCAUGGGAAGAAAAUGUCCUGCCAAAAAAGAAUGAACUGAAGAGACAGAGGAGGUUGUAGUGAAAAUACCUCAUAUCAGAUGCUACUGUUCAAUUGACUGUAUUUAUACAGCAUCCAUUUCCCUCUUAGAUCAUGCUCUGGGUGGAAAGCUCAAUGCUGGCAAAGGUUGUAGGUCAUAUAAAUCUAAGGUAUCUGCCACUUCAUUGAUCAGCAACUUUAAAGACAGAGUACAAUAAAAUCAGAGAUGAUUAUGUUCAUAUUAUGUUUUUAAAAAAUCAUAUUUGAUAACCAAUAAUCUAGUCAGAAAACAGCUAGCAUUAGAAUUCAUCCACUUUCAAGCUAACAUUAGCAUUACCUUGGUGGCUAUAAUGUGUCUUACUACUUUGUCACAGUGUUGAACAAGUUUCUGAAAACUAAUAAUGAGUCAAAAUAAUUACUUGUUACCUUAAAAAAGUAACUUUCACUGCAGUUACUUCAUUCUAAAAUGAAUUAUGUAUUUGGGAAAUAACUUUAGCGUUAAUUAUUAUUGCUUCAAUGCUCUUGUACCCUGCCUCCCGUCUCACCAGUAUUUUGCUAAUUAGUUCUCUGAAAGCAGCAGACUCAGCAGUUGAUACAUAGAACAUGUCUAACAAGAUACCUUGUAAUAAGUCAGUCUGUUUAGUCCUUUUUAGCCAAAAGAUUGUGAAGCUGGCGAUGAUUUAAAAUCAAACCUUGGUUGUUUAGAUGGAGUGACUCCUCCUUGGUCUGCUGAGCUAAAGUUAGCUGCUCCUGGGUCACUGGUGUCUGCAGCCCUGGUUUCUCCAACAGCCAGUUCAGCUAAAGCACGUUGUUUGGUUAGGUUAGCCUCAUGAGAUUAGAAUACUAGUCUUAUCGGUGGACAAAGUUUGCCCAUGCACAUAUGUAGACUACUACUCAACACUAUAUUAUUCUCCUUUACCUCUUAGAUGGAAAAUUAAUGCUGUUUUUUUCCAAGAGAGAAAGCUCCGGCCAGAUCAUUGAUCAUCAGCCUUUGUGUGUUUAGGCAUGCGCCCUUUUUGCUUUUUUUUGGUUGAUUCAUUUUAAGUUGUCUUUGGCUAUUUGACGUAACAGCAUUACUGAAUUCAACAAAUAACUAGAUACACUAUUAGUUACUGCAAAUAGUAGUGUAGUUGUAGUCAUUUGUCACUAAGUAAUGCAAUAUUUACAGCACUGGUUACAAAACACAAUAGUAAAUGCCUACAUUCCUAGAUUAUAAAGUGUUAGCCAGGAAGUGGCUAAAUGUCAGCAUCAGGUUUUGUUUAAUGAUGGCAAAAAUAUGUUGUUUAACUUUAUAAUAUGUCUCCAUAGCUUUUUAAUACCAAAUGUCUUUCCUGCCAACAACAUUUGUACCAAAAUUGGAGCUUCCACCCUGAGCCAUUUGUCAGAGGACAAUGGUUGCCCCGUGAAUAUGGUGAAUGGGCUUCUUAAGAACUUUAGUUUCUACAGGAGCUGUCCUUCCAGCUUCGCUGUCUUUGACGCUGAUGAUUCCUUUUAGACACGUGGGCAACAGCUGCCUGUAAUAUUGAAUCGUAUAUUUUAACGAUGUGGGCAGGACAUUCAGAGAGCUAACUCCAUGUCAUCCAUCUUAAGAAACAUUAUCGAUCUCCACUUUGUCAUCUCAUACUAUGGAGGCUAUUUUUAGCUCAGUGGUCUGGUACAAAGGGGCUUUUAAUGAAUGGAGGGUGGAAGUUGAGUUCCUGCUGGAUCAAUAGCAGUGCAAGCAUUUACCAAGCAGGCAUGUACAAUUAACCCGACACGGUGUAUGAUUUUGAAAAUGUAGCCUUAGGGUAUAAAUAUAAUACACACUACAGCUAGAGUUCGUAAACAAACUACUCACCUUGAUUGUGCAUCGUUAUUAAAACCACAACCAUAGCAAUGAACAUAAAAUCUAUGUAAAAGCUUGAUUUACAUCACUAUUAGUGUUUCUUUUUGAGUUGUAGACCAAAAUCCAUGGAUUCCUGAAACGAUUACCCCAAUUAUUUUUUUUUUUUGGGAUGAAAGCUGGAAUUAACUUGACAGACACACAUUUAGUUACCACUGACCAUGAGAUUGUCAGCUAAAUCUUUGUAAACAUUUUUUAAUAUGUCAUUCACUUUAUCACAAAUAUAAUGUGAUAGCUCAAAUUGUUUUUUAACUACUGAAUGUGAUGCUGUUAAUUUUGUACUCACCAAGCAUGUUUGCAUCUACGUUUACUUCUUUUUGUAUAAGCCAAGCACUUAAGUUGAAUUUUCAAUUGAACUGUAAACUAUGAACUACAUUAACGUGAUAUUAUGUCAUGUUUCCUUUUUUAACUUCUUUUCUAGUUUUAACACUUGUCAUUCGCACUGAAACAAGUUGUAUUCAGAGUUGCACUCAAUGAAAUGUUUGUUUUAAGUCUUGUUUCAAUACAGAAACAGUCUCUGAUGGCGCUACAUCAUAACAUCUACUUAAACAGUUAAUAAAUGUAUCACAAGCAUGCAUUGCAUGCAUUUUUAUGCUGAACCACACACAGACACUGGUUGUACCUAAUAUGAAUCGUAUGAACUUUUCCAAGACUUUGACCACUUCCUGUGAUAAGUUGAGCUAGUAUUUGUUAUGUACAGUUUGUUUUAUGAACAGAUCACAUUAAAUGUAGUGAGUGCCUUUUAAAACUUAAUAAACAUGACAUGAGAAAUGUAAAUGGUGAUAAUUGCUAUAUGAGUAACUGCAUUGGCGUACAGUUAUUUGGCAUACUUUUCAUUCAUACAUACAUGAUAUUUUUAAUAUUUUUGGUGGUAUUGCAGAGGUUAUCAGAGGGAGUUAGCUUUUCAUAUUCUUCGCAAUAAGUAAUAUCAGAAAAUUAAAGCCAUAGGCCUGUCACAGCAAACAGUAUGACCUGCCAAAAUGAAUGAAGCCCAGGGUUGUAAUAACAUUGUACUUGAGAGGGUUGAAAGCCGUGACCGUGACUGUAACCCUUCUUACAUUAAGAUUCUGCUGUAACAAAUCUUUGCUGUCACUACGCCUCUCUCUCUCUCUCUCUCUCUCUCUCUCUCUCUCUCUCUCUCUCUCUCUCUCUCUGCUAGCAUAGAUGUUUACGGUUACAUGUUUUGCCUCUGUUAUACCUGUCUUACUACUUCUGAUGCUGGUUCAGAGGUUGAACAACUUCGCCCCACCAAUAUGCAUCCUAGAAUUUUACUUUGCGGUGUUACAGUCCCAUCUUGAAAAUACAGUCUUUAAUGUAUGGAAGAUUGCUUCCAUAUAGAAGUAAAUCUGUUGCAUCUAAUUUCAAAUUAAAAAUCCAUUAAAUUCCUUCCACC
Molecule: messenger RNA, 5425 nt
Organism: Notolabrus celidotus (New Zealand spotty)
Lineage: Eukaryota; Metazoa; Chordata; Actinopteri; Labriformes; Labridae
Gene: kcnk10b
Product: potassium channel, subfamily K, member 10b
Exons: 7
Coding region: 289-1962 (557 amino acids)
Biological process (GO): stabilization of membrane potential; potassium ion transmembrane transport
Cellular component (GO): membrane
Molecular function (GO): potassium ion leak channel activity
Source: RefSeq, a predicted model, not a curated record